CGGCGCCUUAUACCCCGAACAUGCUUCCCAUGUCCUAUAAAACUCAACGAGACCUUAGUUUAGCCAAAUUCAAAAACGAUAUCUCUUAGGUUAAACUUGUUUCGUUAACAAAAACGGUCACCAUGUAUUUUACUCUCAUUAUCACCUUGGCAUCCUUAACUGUCAGUGCUGUGAAUAUUGUGGAUUUGUCCGACGUAAAUUGGACGCUCAGGAAUGAUGAAUUGGAUAUCUCAGUCCCUGGAAAAGUCCCUUCUCACGUGCACCUGGACUUAUAUGCAUCGAAUAUAAUAGAAGACCCGUACUAUGGACUUAACGAUUUCGAUUUGCGAUGGGUUGCCUUGUCAAACUGGACUUAUACCUCUAGCCUACCGAUACCAUCGUCGGCGGAAGAUAGUAGCACGAUUCUUCUAUUCAAUGGGCUUGAUACCUUUGCUGAUAUCCGGCUCUGCUCACAGCCCGUAGCAAAUACAAACAAUCAGUUUCGCCAAUACUUUUUCAACGUCACCGAUAUCAUAUCCAGCUGCGGAUCAAGCUCUCCUGAGCUCGAGGUUAAUUUUGGCAGUGCUCCGACAAUUGCUGAGCAGAUCGCGAAUGAACCAGGUCAGGAGACCUGGCCAUGGGGGAUUGAAGGGCUAUUUGAAUUUCCUCACCGGCAAUUCAUUCGAAAGGAGCAGUCGGACUUUGGUUGGGAUUGGGGGCCGGCAUUCGCUCCAUCUGGUAUCUGGCAGAAGGCAUGGGCUCUUCAACUGCACGGAGAUGAGAUUUAUGUUCGAAACUCGUUGCUGGACAUAUAUCGCGAAGGCCAAUUGAAUAACCUCCCACCGGAUCAGUCCGCAAACUGGGUACUAAAUGCCAGCGUCGAUGUGAUUGGCACUCUACCGGAAGGCGCCAGCAUGAACUUCAAAAUAAUUGACGCUGGUACUCGGGAAGAAGUGAGUAGUGGAAGCUUAUCCAAUAUUACGAAUGAUGGCGACGUUAUUACUGGUUUGGCUGUUCUCAACGCGAAAGAUUACAAGCUCUGGUGGCCAAACGAAUUGGGAUUACAGAAUCUUUACAACAUCACUGUUGAUAUAGUAUCGGGCUCGGGCACGAUUCUGUCCUCGGUAACGAAACGGACUGGCUUUCGAACAAUCGUCCUAAAUAUGGGCGCUAUCGAAGAUGAACUCCUAUCGAAGGGAGUAGCUCCUGGAAAUCACUGGCAUUUCGAAGUAAAUGGCCAGCCAUUUUAUGCCAAGGGGAGCAAUUUCAUUCCGCCGGAUGUCUUCUGGCCGCGGGUAACCCCAGACAGAAUCCGACAAUUAUUCGACUCUGUCGUUGCUGGGAAUCAGAACAUGCUCCGCGUUUGGGCAAGUGGCGCUUAUUCCCCUGAUUUCAUGUAUGAUAUUGCAGAUGAGUUAGGAAUAUUGCUCUGGUCGGAAUUUCAGUUCGGCGAUGCGCUUUACCCCGUCGACCCUGAUUUCCUCGAAAACUGCCGGUUAGAGGCUGUCUACCAAGUUCGGCGUGUAAACCAUCACCCCUCGCUAGCUCUCUGGGCUGGCGGGAAUGAGCUCGAAUCUCUUGAGCUUGCGUUACUUCCGCCAAAUACGCCGACUUAUUAUCGUUACCAGCAAGAGUACGAGACCUUAUUCCUGCGCACGCUUUUGCCAGCUGUCUAUGGCAACAGCCGUAGUAUCUCGUACACCCCAAGCAGCACAUCAAAUGGGUACUUAUCGCUCAAUUUCAGCAACUCUAUCCCGAUGACAGAGCGAUACAAUAACGCUACCCCUGGAGAGAUUUACGGCAACUCAGACCACUACAACUAUUACUCGUAUUUCGCAUUCGAUAUAUCCACUUACCCAAUAGGACGGUUCGCAAACGAAUUCGGCUUCCACAGCAUGCCAAGCAUCCAGUCGUGGAGACAGGCCGUUCCGGAAGAGGACCUCAGCUUCAACAGUUCAACCGUCGUACUCCGAAACCACCAUUACCCCGCCGGCGGGCUCAGCACAUCCAAUUUCGCUAAUGCGAGCAAGGGGAUGGCCGAGAUGACGAUCGCGGUCCAGAGGUACUACCCCGCGCCGUCGAAAGUCGACCCCAUAGCCAACUUCUCGGCCUGGAUCCACACGACGCAGAUCUUCCAGGCUGAUUUUUAUAAAAAUCAGAUUCAGUUCUACCGCAUCGGGUCCGGGAGGCCGGAACACCAAUUGGGCAGUCUAUACUGGCAGCUCGAGGACAUCUGGCAAGCGCCGACGUGGGCGGGAAUUGAAUACGACGGCAGGUGGAAGGCGCUACACAGCGUCGCGAAGGACAUCUACCAGAACGUCAUCAUCGCGCCCCUGUGGAAUCUCACGAGCGGUAUAUUAGAAGUCUACGCCGUAAGCGACCUAUGGGACGAAGUACAGGGCACAGCGAGUCUCGGGUGGGUUUCCUGGGACGGCGCGGUCGUUGACGUUUCUAAUGAGACGAAAGAGGUGGAUUUUACCGUGGGGGAAUUGAAUGCUACGUUAUUGGCGACGAUCAAUAUCAAUGAACUGAAAGAAAGCGCGGCUAUUAAUGCUAGCGAGGUCGUAUUCGUGGCGAACCUUACGGCGACGGGGACGCCGCCGAAUUCUGAGGCGACGAGGACUUAUACCCAUACUAAUUGGUGGACGCCUACUCCCUUGGCGUCUGCUGCGCUGGUGGAUCCGGGGUUGACUGUUGAACAUGAUGGGAGCGCUGAUGAGUUUAUGGUUAGGGCUGAGAAGGGGACGAGUAUUUGGACGUGGGUGAGUCUGGAUGGGGAUGAUGCUGAUGAUGUUAUUGUUGCUUUUGAGGAGAAUGGGUUCUUGUUGAAAAAGGGGGAGGAGAAGCGUAUUAAGCGUAACGUGAUGAAGGAUAGUGGGGAGAGGGUAGAAUGGGAGAGUAGGGUUAGUGCGAAGAGUAUUUGGGAAAAUACUUUACCGUAAGGUAUGGAAUUUAGCUGUAAGGCGUGGGAUAAUCAUAAUUCGAGAUAUUUAUUAGGUUGAAGGGAUGACAGAGUCAGGAAAGGGGUAACACUGUCUCACUGGCAGCUGUCAAGCCCUUGCACCGGACCGAUUUUAGUGUGCUGGUAAGGUAGCAUUUAUGGAUAUUAUGGGUCUAGCUAGCUCACCAACACCGAAUCACACCGCUAGCACC
Messenger RNA from Annulohypoxylon maeteangense, 3132 nucleotides. RefSeq names its product glycoside hydrolase family 2 protein. Gene Ontology annotation, biological process: carbohydrate metabolic process; glycoprotein catabolic process. Lineage: Eukaryota; Fungi; Ascomycota; Sordariomycetes; Xylariales; Hypoxylaceae. The coding region runs from base 123 to 2921 and encodes 932 amino acids. The record is from RefSeq and is a predicted model, not a curated record. The transcript has a single exon. Gene Ontology annotation, molecular function: beta-mannosidase activity.